Messenger RNA from Parnassius apollo (apollo), 771 nucleotides. NCBI's taxonomy places the organism in Eukaryota, Metazoa, Arthropoda, Insecta, Lepidoptera, Papilionidae. The record is from the annotation of a GenBank genome assembly.
AUGUUCAAAUCCAUAACAAUAAUCCUUUCAGUGUUGACGUUUUGCGCUAAUGGUCGGUAUUUAGUACAGGAAGAUUACAGAUACCCAUAUGUAUUCGUUGAAGAUGGUCGCAACGUCAGAGCUCACGACUUGGAAGAAGCUUUGUCGAUACUUCCGCAGGAAAUGUUCCACGAGAACAAUAUUUCGCGAGUACGUCGUCAAGCCCAUGGAACUCUAAGUUCGAACCCCGAUGGGACAUCAAACUUUAUGGCGAAGGUUCCACUAACUGUUAAUGAUAAAAACAAGCUAAGUGCAGUUGGUACUGUUAGUGGAGCGUCUGGUAAUGGUGACUUCAAGGCAGCGGGUGGCAGUUUGGCUUGGGAUAAUGUCAAUGGCCAUGGCGCGAGUUUAACUGGACAGCAUAUACCUGGCUUUGGUAAUCAAUUGACUGCAGCCGGCAAAUUGAAUUUGCUUCACAAUGAUAAGCAUGAUGUUUCUGCUCAAGCUUUUGGAACGAGAAGCUUUCCCAGCAAUCCCAACAUUCCCAACUUUGACACAUACGGUGGCAAAGUUGGUUACACAUACGAUGAGAAAGUGGGAGCUUCUCUUGGUAUGCAACACACGGAUCUUUUCAAAAAGACUGACUACUCAGCGAUGGGCAAUUACAACCUGUUCAAAGGGCGUGACUCUUCCCUUGACUUUAAUGCGGGCUUGAGCAAGUCUGUGUCUCCGUACAUACCUAGCAGCAGGUGGGAGCCAAGCGCUGGCUUCUCUUUCACUAAGUGGUUUUAA